CCGCCAUGUGGGGCCGCUUCCUGCCCCUGGAGCCCGGAGGCCGGGGCAGCCCCGGCCCGGCCCGCAGCCUCCCGACAGACCCCGACUACGCCUCGACGCCAUGGUGCCCUGACGUGGAGACUCUGUGGCAGCCCCCGCCGGUCCCGCUUGUGGCUCGUAACGGCCACGCCAGAAGGCACAGCACGGCCUCCGACAGCGGGGACACCGGAAUCGAGACCUCCUGCUCUGACAGCUUGGAAGAUCACUCGACGUCCAGCGGCCCGUCCUCUUUCAAGCCGAGCCGCUCCGUGGUCAGCCUGCCCACCGCCCACGUGAUGCCGUCCAGCUCCGACUCAUCCAUGUCCAAGCCCGGGGAGGCCCCGUCGGGCGACGGCUCCAGAUGGAGCGGCGCGAACCUCCUGCGGACGCCGGGGAGCCGGACCCGGGGGGACUGGGGGGAGUCGGCGUCGCUGGACAUGAAGGACCUGCGGCCCGCGCGCAAAUGGUCCUCCCUGUCCAGGCUGAGCAUCCCCGAUACCUGCAGCUCGGACGGGAGCGUGCGGUCGGAGGACUCACGGGUGAGCCUGGGCAAGCCGGGGAGGCCCCGGGCGUCCACCCCGCCGGACCCUCGGACCCUCGGGCCCGCCGGCCUGCACCACAGCAUGGAGCUGCUCAAGCUGGACGACAGGGAUGGGGACGUGGGCCAGAGGCGCUGCUUCACCCUGGACCGCAAGUACAAAUUCGACAGCUGCAGCCAGGAGGCCUUCGGCAUCUCUCCGGCCACCCCGAGGAGACACCUCGUAGACAUGUCUUACAGUGCCUUACCUGAAAGCAAGCCCCCGGCCCUGGGCCCCGAGGCGUACGACCACAGGUACUUCCUGCUGGGGCAACAGGCCGGAGGACCCACGCAGUCAUCCGUGAGGACUCAGCUGUGGCUCAGUGAGCAGUUGAACGCCAACCCUCCAGCCCGUAGGCCCGGGGAAGACUCCUAUAGACUGGCUGCCUGGCAGCAACCGCAGCAGCUGGAUGAGCUCAGGUUAGGAAGAGAGUCACCACUGCAGGCUCUUACCGGCUCAUCUCGCCAGGCUCAUCUGGCCUCUGGCUACCAAGACUUUGGUAACUGGGAGUCCCUGCUAAAAAUCAAAGAAGGACUGCUGAAGCAAAAGGAACUUGUCAUUGAUCGGCAGAAACAACAAAUAACGAGCCUUCAUCAGAAGAUCAGGGAGAAUGAGCUGCGAGCCCAGCAUGCCAUGCUAGGCCACUUUGAGAACUGCGAAGACUCAUUUGUGGCUACUUUGCAGCAGACUCAGUUUGAGAACCCUUCCCUCCAAGCUCCAUUUCCAGACCGGACAAUGGCCCGGGUCACCCAAGAAGACAUUGAAAGGAAGCUUGCAGCAGCACAAAAGGAGAUCAUACAGCUCAACGAAUUUCUCAAACAAAAUGCCAGCAAAUCUGGGGAAGAGAAGAAAAAGCUAGAGGAGAAACUUAAAACUCGAGACAGGUACAUCAGUAGCCUAAAAAAGAAAUGUCAGAAGGAAUCGGAGCAGAACAAAGAGAAGCAGAGGCGAAUCGAGACUCUGGAAAAGUACUUGGCCGACUUGCCUACCCUGGAUGACAUGCAGAGUCAGAGUCAGCAGCUCCAGAUCCUCGAAGAGCGGAAUGCCGCAUUGCAAGAGACCAUUGCUGACAUGGAGAAGAAACUCAGUGAGACCAGAACGCAGUGUCGGGAGAAAGAAGUCCAGCUGGUGUGCCAGAAGAAGAAAGAAAAGGAGCUCGUCACCACAGUGCAAAGCCUGCAGCAGAAAGUGGAGCAGUGCCUGGAGGACGGAGUCCGCCUCCCCAUGUUGGACACCAAGCAGCUUCAGCGGGAAAAUGAUUGCCUCCGAGAGCAGGAGGAGAAAGCCAGCCAGGUCAUAGACAAUCAGCAAAAUCAGAUUGAAGUGAUGAGUUUAGAAAUUCAGGCACUGCAGGAGAAACUUUCUCAAGAGAAACUAGAAACUCAAAGAUUGACCCAAACGCUGGAAGAGAAAGAGAAAAGCCUACAGAAGUUCUCUCAAACUUGGCUUGAGAUGCAGAAUCAGAGACCUCCAGAAGAGCAACCCCCACGGCCGGCACCGGGGCAGGCGGCCGAACGAUCCCGGCAGCUGAGAGCCGAGCUGAAGGUGGUCGACCAGUUGUUCAAGGAAAUGUCCCACUGCCUGCUGGACCUGAAGGCCCUGUGCAGCGUCCUCAAUGAGAGAGCCCAGGGCACCGAGCCCAACCUGUCCCUGCUGCUGGGGAUACGAUCGAUGAACAGCUCAACAGAGGAGCCCGCCGAGGAGCCCCACACGCCUGAAGCUCUCGCUAAGAAACUUUCAGCCAUGUGCCAGUUGCGCAAGGACAUUGACGAACUAAGGACGGUGAUAUCUGACCGCUACGCUCAGGACAUGGGAGACAACUGCAUUGCACAGUGAUAAAGUCUUGAUCUCACAGUAAGAACGAUUCGCUGUUACAUGCUGCGGGGCCCCCGGCCUCCCGGGUCUUCCUGUCAGGGAAGCCAGACCGGAAACGUCGCGAUGGUCGGUUUCUGGUUUCUGUCGGUCUGGUGAAGGGGAAAUGGAUUUCGCCCAGGACCCCCACCAAAAAAUCAAGGAGGCAAGAGCAGGGCCCAGUCUGAAAGAAGAUGAUCAGUUUUCUCCAACUGCCGAGGGCAGGGCCAAGCCAUGAACCGUCCUCGAGGAUACCGGAGCUUUGAGAUGACGAGCAACAAGAUUAAAUGCACACGGAGGCAAGGCCCCGUCCCGUUGCAAGGCGGUUGGUGCCUUCCGUCCUUCACUUAGGAGCUUGGACUGCACUUGGAGGCUCUGCCCCGGGCGGGUGGGAGAUGGAUCAGGCUGCGGCAGGCCGCUGGCCAACUGAGAUCAGGUGGGCUGCACAGAGGUCACGGGACAGCUGAGCCUGUGCAAACCAGGCUCCAGUUUUGGAGGUGUGGGGUCCUGGAGGUGGGGACAGUCAGCAGGGAAAAGAGGGGCAGGGCGGGCGAGUCUCAUCCUGGUCAUCUCUGUUCCUCUCCAGUGCCGUUACCCAGGCGUCAGACCAGGAAUGCAAUUCCUCAUCGUCACAGGAAGAGUUUGCAAAACCCAGGGUGGUUGUUCAUUUUAACUUCUCCCCUGUACAACAGACACCCCUUUAAAACAAUAUAAGGUCACAUCAGUGUUGUCGCCAAGCCCAUGGAAGACAGGAAUGGAGCUAGCAGAAGAGUGGCUUUUUUUUUAGCAACCAUUACCCAAUCCCUGCGUCAGUUUCCUAUUUAGGAGGAUUUUGACCCAGAAGGGCGGCCAGCCCGGUCCUCAUCACAGGGUCGAACGUUAGGUCCGGCGUCAUGGCUGAAUGUGCCGAGGCAUAUCUCUCCAGGAAAAGGACCCUCAAACAAGUUCUCAGGUGGCAGUGGCCCUGGAUGGGCUGGCUCUCCUUCCCAAGAGCCUGGUUUCAUCCCAGAGAUGGCCACCUGGCAGCGUCUUGGCCCCAGAGGCCCCCUCUUCACUGAAAGCGGCUAACUGAGGGGAGGCCGAAGGCUCGUUUGGACCGCAGAGGCCGCUCCCCUGCCGGGCUGUUACUCUUGCUGGGUAUACACUCCGGGACCCCAUGGUCUAAUGUGGCCUCCCUCCCUCACCCAGUCACUUGGCUGUCAGGAAGUGCUUGGGACUCCAAGGGAAAGGCUCUUUGGGAGGAUGGGUCGCUGGAGGCAACGUGGGGGCCACCAGAGGUGGCAUGGCAUGGCCAGAACAAAUCCUGAGCCUCCACGUGGCCGAGGGGCUGGAACCCGAUAGAAAGCAGCCGUUUGCAUGAGCCGCGCCUCACGCCAGGGUGACUGGUUCCCAAGAGACAAGAAGUUGUUCUUCACC
This is a messenger RNA of Tachyglossus aculeatus (Australian echidna), 3863 nucleotides long. It is a transcript of the gene CEP85L, whose product is annotated as centrosomal protein 85 like. Gene Ontology annotation, cellular component: centrosome. The record is from RefSeq and is a predicted model, not a curated record. The transcript is spliced from 13 exons. Lineage: Eukaryota; Metazoa; Chordata; Mammalia; Monotremata; Tachyglossidae. The coding region runs from base 6 to 2432 and encodes 808 amino acids.